Diatraea saccharalis (sugarcane borer) is the source of this 3720-nucleotide messenger RNA. Lineage: Eukaryota; Metazoa; Arthropoda; Insecta; Lepidoptera; Crambidae. The record is from the annotation of a GenBank genome assembly.
AUGAUCAAGUGGUUUUGCAAUGCAUGCUUGUCUGGUGCCAAAGAAGAGAAUGAUGAAAUAUCAUUUGGAUUGGCUAAAAUAAAAUCUUACGUCAAAACUGUCAGUACAGGCAAUCUUAUCAAACAUUUAAGAGAUUUCCAUAAUUUAAAAGAAGAAAGUUCUGGUAAAGCUACAAGAAAUAUCGAGCAGUUUUUUCAAAUACAACCACGCCGCUCACAAACAACAGUUGGAACUCCAAGCAGCUCAUUGAUAAAAAAUAAAGAUUCAUGGUUACUUGCACGAGAUAUGGCUCUCUGGUUUUGCAAGUCUUUAAUGCCGUUCGAUUCGGUAUCAGAUGAAGGCAUGAACGAUUUUUUCCAAAAAUAUGACAUCAUCAGUUGUAAAGAAGAUAUGCCCUCUAGAGACACAGUGUCUCGCACUGCUCUCGACGAUGUCUAUGAAAGUAUGCUGGAGAAUGUGAAAGUUCAAAUCAAAACAGAUGCGGCUGGACAUGCCGCUAUCACGUUUGAUUUGUGGACUGAUCAGUAUAGACAUCUGAGCUACAUAACGUUCACUCUUCAUUACUUAACUGCUGAUUUUGAGUUAAAAUCAUUCACGUUGUGCACUAAGCUUAUCGAGGGCAAAAAGACGGGAGCUAAAAUUCAAGAAACAUUAAACGAGACAAAAGAGUGCUUUGAUCUCCAGGAAAAAGUACUCCACUCCGUGACGGAUGCAGGGUCAAAUGUUAAACGCGCCAUUUCGCUUGCCGCACUGGACAGCCAUUUGUGCUUAGGGCACGCAUUGCACAACCUGGUAACUGUAGACGGUAUUGGCAGUGUUCCUGAAUUAGCAGAUUUAAUAAAAAAGUGUAAAAAGAUUGUGAAAACCGUUCGUUAUCGUUUACCGGACUUGGAGCGAGAGGCAGAAAAAGAACAGAUUCAAUUUCUACAGUCUCUAGAGCGCGUAUCAGAACAUUUGGAAAUGGAUGAAAAUGAGCCAAUUAUUGAUGAUGAGGUGUCGGAUUCACAUUCAGUUUCAGGACUACAAACGAACAGCGAUGAAUUUGGUAGCAUAAACCAUGUGCCAAGUAUCAAAACUUCGUCGCCAACCCGUUGGCAUAGUAUGCUAGCUAUGCUAGAAAGUCUAGCACACUUUUGCAACAGAAAUCCUGUUAAUAAUUUAUUAGCACAAGUCAAUCAACAUGAUUUAAAAAUUUACCAACAGGAGUGGAACUUGUUAGAAGAUCUUAUUCGGUUUCUACGUAAAUUCCGUGAAGUAGUGGAAAUGCUAUCGACACAAAAAACAGCUUCGCUUAAUUUGGCCCUUGUGUUUCGUUUGGAAAUCAGAGAUAUCCUCAAUUCUUUAUCAGACGAAGAAACGCUAAUAAUGCUAUCACUGAAAAAUAAAAUGUUGGCAAAAUUAGACAAACGAUUCCCAAUCACUGAUAAAAUUGUUGUUUCGGCAUUGUUGGAUCCUCGUUUUAUAAGCUUGAGUCAGAUUGAUUCGUACCUUGAACAAAAAAAUACUACUCGUGCUGCAUUUCUGGCAGAGUACAUAAAAAUACAGCCCAAUAUUUCAAAUCAUUCCACGAUGGUGGCUACAUCACCUCCUGCUGUUCUUGCUAGUACUUCUAAUGAAUCUAUUUUGUCAAAGCUUUCCAAGAAACACAGCAGCAGCAGCACUAGCUCUAUUUUAACUUCUGUUGAGUUUAAUGAAGUUGAUCAAGAAUGCUGGAGGUACUUGGCAGCUGCUAAUGCUAGUGACGUUGUAGACGACGAUGUCCUACAGUAUUGGCGAAAUAAAUCAAAAACAUUUCCUCACUUGAGCCAACUGGCAAGGGCUAUUCUGGCAAUCCCUGCUACCAGUACGCCUAGCGAGCGCGUUUUUUCUAUAGCGGGACUUACUGUAACAGCUAAAAGGUCUAGGCUUAACCCACCGUUGCGAACACCUCUACUACGAAGAGGCAACGUCGCGUCAGCCGCUCGUGUUGCGUUCGUCAUGCGGUGCGCGCGCGCGGCAACAUGUCACUACUCGACCGACUCGUCAGACGAACGCUUGCUUUUUGUGUUACAAAAUGGCGGCCGCGGCGAGCUUGGAGUGAAGUUGCAUAAAAAACAAACACUUCUGGUAAGUAAUAAUAAGUUUUUUUUUUAUUCAAUCACACAGUAAUUCCACUGCCAACGGAGUGCACAAUCAGGUUUCAAAAAAUAAUUUGAUAAAUAGUUGCAUAAACCAUUCGGUGUGUUAACAAAAGUCAUAUUUGGUAUUAAAUUUGGCCUUUGUCUUUGUGCUGCCGAUUCACUGGAUGCACAGAUUCUGUACUGUAUUCCUUCUUGUUUACGUAUGUAGUUAUGUAAAAUACAUGUGCAUUUUAUUAUAGAAAUUAAAGUGGUAUAUUUGGGACAUACAAUGGGUUUCAAAAGAACUUGAAAUUUCUGUGACAUCAUUCCGAAAACACAUUCAAUAGUUUUUCGUCCACGACGCAAUCUAUAAUUAAAUAUUCUUUUUACGUUGUCCAAGUUUCUCACUGAGUAUGGUCUCAUUAAAUACUUCUUCAAAGGAAAGGCGUUGUCUCCAACAAAGUAAUAUGGAAAUAUAUUUCCAGUAUUGUCAUCAUUUGGUAAAGGUGAACCUGAAUUUGGAAUAUUUAAACCACCUCUUUCUAACCACCUUCCCAAAGCCGAUGCCUGAAACACACCACCGUCACUAUUUCUUCCAGCAAAUCCACAUUCUAUAGCCGUAAAAUUACCGUCUGCAUCGCAACAUCCCAACAAAAUAAUAGAAUGGUAUCCUUUAUAGUUAUAAUUAGCAAAUCCUGUGUUAGGAUACUUUUGAAUUCGUAUAUGCUUUCCAUCAAUAGAUCCCAGACAAUUUGGCAGGUUCCAAAGUUCGUGGUAUCUGGUUGCAAUAGCCUUCCAUUGAUCUGUAGAUGGCACAGGCAUAAAGGUGUCUCUGAGUGCGCUCCAUAUAACUUCUGUUAUCUCUGUUACAACUCGAGAUAUAGUGCAUUCUUCUCGAGCAAAGUAAAAUUUUAGUGCUCGGAAACUACACCCAGUUGUUAAGUAUCUGAAAAAAAAGACGUAUUAAAUUACCUGCUUAUAUUAUGCAUAUUUCUUUUCAGAGGCUGAUUGUCAAACUAAGUGGAGGAAUAUAAGGAAUGGAUUUGUCCGCAGCCUGAAACCAACUCCUAGUGGUUCAUCUACAAAGCAAAAGAAGUUAUACUAUCUACACGACGAACUACAGUUUCUUCUUCCUUUUGUGAAAGCAAUUGUUCACACUAAUGAACCGGGAAAUAUACCUGAACCACCAGAGGAGAACACAAAUGAAUCAAGUUUUACAACUGAUGAAGUCCCGUGUACUCAAAGACCUACAGAUACAUUGGAAACCUCAUCUUCUGGCACCGAUGAAUCAAACUCAUUUAAGAAGCCAAAAAUAAGAAAAGUUACCAACGAGGCUGAUAAAGCGUUUGUGGAUUGGAUUAAAAAAAAAGAAACAAAAACUGACAGUCCUAGAAAACUGUUUUUAAGUUUGUUGCCUGAUAUAGAAAAUUUAUCUGAAGAGCAAAUGCGAAAAUUUAGAAUUAAGAUGCUUUUAUUACUUGAGGAAAUUCAGUCAGAGCAAUCAUAUCCGCCACAAGUGCCACAACAAUACAGGGACAAUAAUUAUUCUCUAGUAUCAUCUGUACAUUCUACAAAUUCAUCGUUUCCAAUCAAUUGGAAUCUCCAAUCAAUUAUUCUGUAA